AUGGAUGAUAAUAGGGAUAUAAAACGAUGUCGCUGUUGUUUUAGACUUAGACAUGCAAUGAUAAUCAUUACUUUAUUAUGGACUAGUAAAACAAAGUUUCUAAAAGUUUUCAAAGCAUUGGCUUAUACAAUCGCGGCAUUUUAUUCAUUUGUAGCAAUGAUUCCAUUCAUUGUUCUUGCUGCAAAAAAAGAUGAGUUCACCAGUUCGUGCUUUAAAUCUGGUUAUAGUGGGGAUUGUAGAACCCUGAUCAAUACCAUGAUUGUUGGUAGCAUAAUCAAUGUCAUUGUUCUGGCAGUAUUUUCGCUUUAUUUUGCAGCGAUAGUUAAAGCCUACGUAUUAAAAAUGAAUACCGAAAGAAGAAAUUCCCAAAGAGAAACAACGGAGGAAACACCAAAAGAAACAAACAUGGAAACAUCGAGUCAACCAACAAUUUAUUGA
Molecule: messenger RNA, 438 nt
Organism: Entrophospora sp. SA101
Lineage: Eukaryota; Fungi; Glomeromycota; Glomeromycetes; Entrophosporales; Entrophosporaceae
Source: the annotation of a GenBank genome assembly